CUAACAUCUCCAUUUUUGUGGGACGCCAGACGCGGAAAAGAAAACAAGACGUCGCAAAAGUUGUGUGGAAAUUUUUCUAAUUUUCUGAAAGAAAUAAGCAUUUCUAGCUUUGGUUUUGUGCAUUUCCGAACAGUGAACAAUGAACGUAUCGAUUGAAAGGAAACGUUCGGAUUGUGCCGCUCUUCCCAAAGGUUGGCAGCGGGAGGAAGUACUGCGAAAAUCUGGUCUCUCUGCGGGAAAAGUGGAUGUUUAUUACUACAGUCCUACGGGGAAAAAAAUAGAAAGCAAACCGCAGUUGGCCCGUGCCCUCGGGGACACUAUUGAUUUGUCCACGUUCGACUAUCAGGCCGGUCGAGUCGUUCCCAGUGCAACCCAUAUGAUGUUGCAACAUAAUGCACUGAAGCGGAAACUGAGCGUCACAUCGAUAGGGGGCGGAGCAUCAUCGUCAUCCAGCAUUGGCAUUGUGGCUGGGCCAACUGGACCCAAUCUGCCUCCCCCUGUACCCAUCUACAACCAGCUUCCACCGACCGGUAGACCGCAUCAUUAUCAGCAUCAACAGCAGCAGCAGCAGCAGUCACCGCAGUACGAUUACAGUCGCGGCAUGCGAGCGGAUACUUCUCUCAUUCCACCGAUCCGGCAGACGGCUUCAAUUUUCAAGCAACCUGUAACCGUGGUACGAUCGCAAGAAGGUGACAGCAAGGUGAAACGUGAGCUGCAGCAUGGUUCGCAGGUUAAACCGAAGCAGCUUUUCUGGGAAAAGCGUUUAGAGAAUCUUCGCGCCAACAAUACGCACAACGAGGAAAUCGGCACGCUGGAACUGCCCAAACGGUUGAAAUCAGUGGGCCCGGGUGUGGACGAGGCCACGGUUCUGCAAUCGCUGGCCACCGCACUGCAUCACAACACGCACCCGGUGACAGGGCAAACGGCUUCCAAAACGUCCCUCAACACCAACGCCGGGGUUUUUCUCAAUCCCGAUCAGCCGUUGAUGCACGUGGCAACGGUAACCGAAGAUGACAUCAAGCGACAGGAGGAGCGCGUGCAGUUCGCCAGACUGAGGCUGCAGGAGGCACUGCGGACAUAGGUAAUGUUUAUAAUAAAUUAUUCUCUAGGAUUAAGAUAAUUUUCUAUCGGUGUGAGAUCAAUGAUUUAACAAUUUCGUCUUAUAUGAUAAUACUAGGCCGUGUGUAUUGGAAUUAUUCAUGAAACUGCAUAGCGUUAAUGCAGUAAUGACGCAUGCGAAAUGGUAGCGUUGCUCUCAUUUAAAUAUAAUGAUAAGAAAUUACUA
Molecule: messenger RNA, 1285 nt
Organism: Armigeres subalbatus
Lineage: Eukaryota; Metazoa; Arthropoda; Insecta; Diptera; Culicidae
Product: methyl-CpG-binding domain protein 3-like
Exons: 4
Coding region: 140-1081 (313 amino acids)
Biological process (GO): DNA methylation-dependent constitutive heterochromatin formation; negative regulation of transcription by RNA polymerase II
Cellular component (GO): nucleus
Molecular function (GO): methyl-CpG binding
Source: RefSeq, a predicted model, not a curated record